AUGAAAAGAGUCGGAAUUAAACCAAAGCCAUCAUUUCGAACCGACAAUGAACACAAAGUAGAUCGGAGCCAUGACUCCAUAAAUUCCAAACUCGGUGAAGAACAAAAUACAUCUCUGAAAACGCUUUCUAACGAUCGCAAAGCUGAAGACUCCGAAAAUGGGUUCCAUUCAGGGAUAGAGAAAGACUCAGAAGCGAUGGAUCGAAAACUUAAAAAGUUUCUUGACGACGAUGACCUAAUGAAUUCUUAUUUAAGAGAGGAACAAAUUUCAUCUUCACAGAGCCGAAGUAGAAAAAAGAUUUCUCCUGCUAUUUUGGAAUUACUAGAAGCUAAGAAAAGAAUACUUACCACUUUGUGGGAAGACUCAGAAACAAAUUGGGCUCACCGUGAAACGUUUAUGCAUUCUCAUUUCAAUGAUGACGCCCAUAAAAAUUUUGAACAAAUUUCAAAAGAGACUAUGAGAGUUUUCGAAAUUAGAUGGCUAGAUUUAAGAAUUAAAGGGCUCAUAGAACAACGAGAAAACAGCCUUAGAAGUUUGAGAAAUAUUUGUGAAAAAAAUUCACUUCAUCCAAAAGAAACAGGUUAUAUCGACUGCAAGAUUUUUGAAAAACUACUUGGAGAUGAGAUUGUACUGUUCAGAACAAUUAGCCUCUAUAUCAUUGAGUACAUUGAAACUUGGAAGUCAAAGCAAACCGAGACAGAUCGAGAUGUAUAUUUAUUUGAAGAUAACGACUACAUUUUAAAAAUGGCAACCGACCUGAAACCCCUAGUUGAAAGAUUUUCUCAAUUAUUCAAUUACCUAGAAGAAAAAGAUUUAAACUUUCAGUCCCCAUUAUUCCUUCCAAAAAAUCCAAGAAUGUAUUUCAAAUAUUAUGGCCAACGAUUGGACAAAGACGCCUUGGAUAACUCAGACUUUGAAGAAAACCAGUCAAUAUAUUCCAAAGGUACCUCUGGUACGUUAGAUGAUGGCUCUUCCUUUUUUUUAACUUCUGUCAAAAAGAGCUCGGAUGAUUUUAGUGACGAAGAAGAAGAAAUGGAGAUUAGGCCAACCAGAGACACUGCAACAAACAGAUCUAUGAGAAGUGCCACAUCUCAAAACACAAUUAAUAUGCUAAUAGCUUUAAAUCAAGAAAUUGCACGUAAGGCACCUCAAACUGGAUCAUUUGGAAAGGUGCAGCAUUUUAAUGAAGAAACUACAUUACUAGAAGAAGACGCAGCCGAUUUGGAUGACGACGAGAACCGCCUUGUUUAUAAUAGAGUAAUGUCUGCAGACAAACAAAGUGAUAUUUCUCAACCAACAGAUCUAUUAGAACAAAUCCAAGUUCAAAUGCAACUACCUCCAUUGUUGGUAAAUCAAGCAUACUCUGACAGAACAAAACGUCACAAAAAGUAUACAGAACCACUUAUUUCAAUUAGACAUGAAGAUUUGUUAGAACAAUUAGAAAGAAGAAAUCCUCUUCACUACAAAGAUUUGAUGGAGAAAGAUCUAAUUGAAUUUUCCUCCGACUUGCAAAACAAUACUCAAGAGCAUUUGUCAUCGAAAAAGGACAAGGAGCUUCUUAGAUCGUUACUGUCUGAAAGCGAGUCGAACACAAUGGAUAUGAUCCAAACAUUAGACGAACAAACUAAAGUGCAUAACAUUGACCUUGCAAGCACAAAAAAAGUGCUACUAAAGAAAGACAAGCUCAUCCAAAAGUUUAAACAACAAGAGGAGAAAAACCAGCUCAAUGAAAUGUAUGAAAAGAUGAUGGAAGAACAGCGAGCAGCUAAAGCCAAAUUAGAAAUUUUGAGAAAGCGUCAUAUCGCCUCUACCUAUGCCAGCCAUUCCAAAUCUCAACCUUCUAUCACAAAUGCUCCAAGACUCAAGUUUGCUCCUCCAGAUCCUGUCAGGGAGAUGAGACGAUUGGCUCUGGCAGAAAAACAUAUAGCAUCCAUGAGAGAGCUACAAGCACUCACUACUAUCAUAUUUAAUAAAUUUGCACUGAUUUUGUAA
Molecule: messenger RNA, 1992 nt
Organism: Naegleria lovaniensis
Lineage: Eukaryota; Heterolobosea; Eutetramitea; Acrasida; Naegleriidae
Exons: 3
Coding region: 1-1992 (663 amino acids)
Source: RefSeq, a predicted model, not a curated record